Messenger RNA from Solanum pennellii, 2078 nucleotides. Its product is annotated as chloroplast envelope membrane protein. The coding region runs from base 252 to 1598 and encodes 448 amino acids. The transcript has 8 exons. Lineage: Eukaryota; Viridiplantae; Streptophyta; Magnoliopsida; Solanales; Solanaceae. The record is from RefSeq and is a predicted model, not a curated record. Gene Ontology annotation, cellular component: membrane.
UUUAUCUAUGGAAAAAAAGAGAAUAGACAAAAUUCCGUUAUCGCUAUUCCCUCUUCGCUUCACUCCAAUUGGCCCCAUUCACCCUAAAUACCGACAAUUUCACCUUCAAAUUAUCAGAUAAUCAAUAGCUGAGCAGGCUGGGUGUUCCAUUUUCUUAUAUUUUUGUGUUUGCUGUUAAAUUCUCUCUUGGUUAUCUGAUUAAGUAUUUUCCCAGCUCUUCAAUGAUGUAUUUAUGGGUGCUUUUCCUCUGAAUGCUUCUUGGAGUUACAUCUUUACUACUGCCAUAUGAGUCUGAAAAAUGUUGUCUACCAUACAUGUCCUUAAUGAGCACUUCAAUAGUCUUAGGUCAAAAUUUGCUAUCUUUCAACAAAAGUAGUUCGGUAUUUGUGCAUAAUAGUUGUAUUACUGAGGUUCGCUGUAGUUGGGGGAGGAGGAAAUCUUUUGGGUCGAUUCCAAAUGCAAAGAAAAAGUAUCCAAAGAAGAAAAGCUGGUGGAGAGAGUUGUUUUUUGUUGAAAAUGGGAAUUGGCUGGGUCUGAGGGAGGAUGAUAUGCUUGAUGGACUUGAAUCUGAAGGUUUAGGUAGUGAUGAUGAUGAUGAGUUAUCAGAGAAUGAAAAGUUUGAAGCUUGGAAGAGACGAGCCGAGGCUAUCAUGGAGUUAAGGGAAGCACAAGUAGAUAUAAAGAAUGAGGAGAAUCGGAAGUGGGACGAUUGGCUUGUUGAUGGAAAUGUUGUAUUAGGUAAUGAUUCAUCAUGGGUUCACGAGUCCGUUAGAGUACCUGAAGAUAACAUGCUGGAAGAUCCUACUGAAUUAAUACCUGGGAGGGGUUUGGUUAAAUCCGUGAGGGAUAUGAUUUUCGGCAGGGAAGAAGAUGAUAUGCUAUAUGAAGAUCGUAUUUUUCAGUAUGCUUCAUUUAAUUCUGCUAAGUUCUUCGCAUUGCUGAUAAUUGUCCCAUGGGCUUUGGAUUUUGUAGUUCAUGACUAUGUUCUUAUGCCUUUUCUUGACAGAUAUGUUAAGACUGUACCUUUAGCAGCACAGAUGCUUGAUGUCAGAAGAAACCAAAAGCUUGAAAUGGUUAAGGAAUUGAAGGCUGAGCAGGCACGCUACCGCCUUGAGGUUGAGAUUGGUAAAUCUCCACCUUUGUCUGAAAAGGAGCUGCAUCUGGAGCUACGACACAAAGCGUUAGAGUUGCGGGAUGAGUGGAGGUUAGAAAAUCGCAAGGCAUUUGCUUAUAUAUUUUCGGACUUUGUCUCUGGGGUCUCAUUAUUCAUUCUUUUGUGCUUCAAUGAGAGUAAAGUAAAGCUACUCAAAUUUACUGGUUAUAAGAUACUAAACAAUAUCUCCGACGCUGGCAAGGCAUUUCUGAUCAUUCUGAUUAGUGAUACCCUUUUGGGGUAUCAUUCUGAAUAUGGUUGGAAUACUGCGCUCGAGAUGCUUGUGGAGCAUUAUGGUAUUGAAGUUGAUCGAUCAGCAAUAACAAUAUUUGUCUGCAUUGUUCCAGUUAUAACGGAUACCUUUGUGAAGCUUUGGAUUUUUAAGUACUUGCCGAGGUUAUCAUCUGAAGUGCCCAAAUAUAUACAAAAAAUGAAGAGGCAUUAGAGAUGCUUCCCCAUAUCUCUGGUUGCAGUUGCAGCAGCAUCUACAGAUCAACGAAGUGGUGCUUACUGCCUCAUCCAGUUCCCUUGGGUUUUAAGGGAUGUUUACAGAUUUUGUUGUGAUAAACUCUGAAUGUUCCUUGUGUCUGGACGAUUCGACUUCCUUUUGUGGUCACAAUCUCUACUUGUAUAGCUUUUUAGUCUCUUUUUCUUUUCACUAGGUAACCAUAAUGUUUACUAUGCUUUUUGUAAGAUAAAAAGAGGGAAUAGUUCUUCUUGCUCAAGUGAAGUUGUGCACUGUUCUUUGAACAUGUUUCCAGGUAGGCAUAUUAAAGAUAUGUAAUUAAGGAAACAUUUACAGACCGUGAAUUUGUUAUCAUUAUUUUAUCACAAGCUGGAUCAACUGGUAGUAGAGGAAACUACAUCAUUUAUCUAUAUACAAAAGGAAAAAAAAUACAUUAAAGAUAAACUGGUUCUAUUUCUU